Staurois parvus is the source of this 303-nucleotide messenger RNA. The record is from the annotation of a GenBank genome assembly. NCBI's taxonomy places the organism in Eukaryota, Metazoa, Chordata, Amphibia, Anura, Ranidae.
AUCAGUGUAGCCCCAGCAGUGCCAGCUGUCAGUGUCCAUCAAUGCCAGCUGUCAGUGCUCAUCAAUGCCACCUGCCAGUGCCCAUCAGUGCCACCUAUCAGUGCCAGUCAGUGCCACCUAUCAAUGCCGCCAAUCGGUGCCAGUCAGUGCCGCCUAUCAGUGCCAGUCAGUGCCACCUAUCAGUUUUCAUCAGUGCCACCUAUCAGUGCCCGUCAGUGCUGCCUAUCAGUGCCGCCUAACAGUGCCAGUCAGUGCCACCUAACAGUGCCAGUCAGUGCCGCCUAUCAGUGCCACCUAUCAGUG